Molecule: messenger RNA, 2127 nt
Organism: Nannospalax galili (Upper Galilee mountains blind mole rat)
Lineage: Eukaryota; Metazoa; Chordata; Mammalia; Rodentia; Spalacidae
Gene: Dao
Product: D-amino acid oxidase
Exons: 11
Coding region: 216-1256 (346 amino acids)
Molecular function (GO): FAD binding; D-amino-acid oxidase activity
Source: RefSeq, a predicted model, not a curated record
CUAGGUCCUAUCCCUGGGAGCAGUGCAAUGCCCAGACCCACCCCUCACUCUGUGCCCCAUUCAUCACUGAAGACUUUGACCUUGCGCUCUAGUUCUAGCUGGUAGGCAGAGGGCUGAAGUCAGCACACCCCAGAAUCAGGAGCGUCCCUGCAGGAAACAGGAUCCUGGGCCCCCAGCCUUCUUUCUCCAGACAUCUGGCACAUAGGGUCAGCGUGAUGCGUGUGGUAGUGAUUGGAGCAGGAGUCAUCGGACUGUCCACUGCCCUCUGUAUUCAUGAGCAUUACCACGAUGUGCGGCCACUGCAAAUAAAGGUCUACGCCGACCGCUUCACCCCAUUCACCACCACUGAUGUGGCUGCUGGUCUCUGGCAGCCCUAUCUUUCAGACCCCAGCAACCCACAGGAGGCGGAAUGGAACCAGCAGACCUUUGACUAUCUCCUCAGCCACAUCCAUUCUCCUAAUUCUGAAAAGAUGGGCUUGGCCCUAAUCUCAGGCUACAAUCUCUUCCAUCAUGUUGUUCCGGACCCUUUCUGGAAAGACACAGUUUUGGGAUUCCGGAAGCUGACCCCCAGAGAGCUGGACAUGUUCCCCGGUUAUGGCUAUGGCUGGUUCAACACAAGCCUGACUCUAGAGGGAAAGAGCUAUCUGAAGUGGCUGACUGAAAGGUUAGCUGAGAGGGGAGUGGAGCUCUUCCAGCGGAAGGUGGAAUCUUUAGAGGAGGUGGCAAGAGGAGGUGCUGAUGUGAUCAUUAACUGCACUGGGGUAUGGGCUGGGACACUACAGCCAGAUGCCCUGCUGCAGCCAGGCCGGGGCCAGAUCAUUCAGGUGGAGGCCCCGUGGAUGAAGCACUUUAUCAUCACCCAUGACCCAGAACUUGGCAUCUACAAGUCCCCGUACAUCAUCCCAGGAGUCAAGGCGGUUACUCUUGGCGGCAUCUUCCAGCUGGGGAACUGGAGUGAAGUGAACAGUGUUCACGACCACACCACCAUUUGGAAGGGCUGCUGCAAACUGGAGCCCAACCUGAAGAAUGCAAGGAUUGUUGGUGAAUGUACGGGCUUCCGGCCAGUCCGUCCUCAGAUCCGACUAGAAAGAGAACGGCUUCAUGCUGGAUCUUCAAGCACAGAGGUUAUCCAUAACUAUGGUCAUGGAGGUUACGGGCUCACCAUUCACUGGGGUUGUGCCCUGGAGGCAGCCAAGCUCUUUGGGAAAAUUCUAGAAGAGAAGAAGUUGUCCAGGAUGCCUCCAUCCCACCUCUAAGGACUCUAAUGACCACCACCUGCCCCAUAAGGACCCCCCUAAUUCCCUCAGCCAAUUAAUUGAUGCACUCCUUGAUGAGCCUUCACUUGCUCCCAUCAUUCCUGGCUUCCUUUCUCAAAGAUGUGAGGUGAGGAGAUCAUGAUGCUGUGCCCAUCCCUGCCUGGUUCUCUCCAUGUAUUCCGUCUGGCAAAACAUCUGCCGUGAUGAUGUCGACUAGUCCUAAACCAGGCUGGGUGAGAAAGCCAAGACCUAAACUGUAGUUCUAUCCUAACAUCAAUGAUUACUACUAAAGCUAAGGCUGGUUGCCCCUGAACUGGGUACCAGGAUCUGUGCUCAAUGCUCAAGGAAAGCUGGGGAACCUUUUACUUAGAACUUUGAUAAGUGCCAUGGAACAUAUUUGGGGGAAACACCAUAGCAGAUUGUGUUCUACGAAGUUAUGUGUAGACUCAGGUGAGGAGGGGGGCAGAAGAGCUGGAGCACUGAAUUAGCAGCAUAUGACAGCUGCCCCACAUUCGGGACUCCAAAGGGUAUCACUUGUCAGCUGAGUGGCCUUGUGAGGGCCAUGUGGAAUCAUUAGGGGAAUUGGUCCCAUGAAUACAGGCGUUAGGAGGUAACAGGGUGCAGGCUGGGGCCCCUUGGAUGCCAACCACAAGGCUCCACCCAACUCUGAAGUCUUCAGGACCAGAGAAACAGGUCUGAGGUAGACGGUCUGAAAACCUGAGUGUGAUGAGGGAACACUGGUGUCAUUCCUGGAGUUCUGUCCAAUGGCCAGAGAAGAGGGUUCUAGAACAAAAAGGGCAGAGAGCAUGAUUAUUUCCUCCUCCCCCUCCUCCUCCGCCCCCCUCUCCCCCCCUCCCCCCUCCCUCUUUUU